Messenger RNA from Electrophorus electricus (electric eel), 1513 nucleotides. It is a transcript of the gene cd27, whose product is annotated as CD27 molecule. Gene Ontology annotation, molecular function: protein binding. The record is from RefSeq and is a predicted model, not a curated record. Gene Ontology annotation, cellular component: external side of plasma membrane. Lineage: Eukaryota; Metazoa; Chordata; Actinopteri; Gymnotiformes; Gymnotidae. Gene Ontology annotation, biological process: negative regulation of apoptotic process.
UCGGGACUAUGUGUACUUCAGCAGAAAGAGAGAGAGAGAGAAGAGUAUGAAGCCAAGUACAAAGAUGGUGUUCUUGUGGUAUGGUCUCCUUCUGUCGACACACCUCCUCUCCUUUGUUCAGUCACUGGAGUGUGAUCAGGACAGACAGUACAAAUGGCCUAAGGAGAAGUCCAUCAAGUGCUGUGACAAGUGCAAACCCGGACAAUAUAUGACGGAUAGAUGUAAUGAAGGUUCUACGACAAUGUGUAAACAAUGUCCAGAUGAAUCCUAUAUUGACUUCUACAAUAAUGAAUUGCGAUGCAAGAGCUGCACUCAGUGCCCUGAGAAACAUAUGGUAUAUAAGGAGAAUUGCACUAAAAAAGGUGAUGCAAAAUGUGGCUGUGAGAGUGGAUAUGAACUUGACGGUAUGGAGUGCAAGAAAAUCUUGACCACGCUAGCAACACCAAGCACUACUACCAAAACUACACAGCAACAAAUACCAUCACCCACCAGAGACAGUGUGUGGAUCUCUCUGAGUCUGUGUUGUGCGUGUAUGUGCAUUCUGCUUACCUGUUUCAUUCUCAUCAGCAGACACACAUCUGCAUGUGGAUGGAUCAUGCCGACAUCAACUGAUUGCUUUUGGGCUCGCAAGAAUAGUUCAACCGUGUCGAGCCAGUGCACAGAAGAGGAGGAAGUGCCGAUGCCGGUCCAGGAGGCGUGUGGAAAGACACAUUGGCAGGAAGAGGUCUAAGAGAGAUGGAAGAGUGAGGAGAGAGGAAGGCAGGAGAUUACACAUGAAAGUGUGGAUUGAGUAUGGACUGUAAGACAGUCUCAUAUAGAACCUGAAGCGCAGAGAGAGACACGCUGAGUCUGCACUGAGACUGUGAGGCUGAAGAGACGAUGCAGUUGUUUCUUGAUUCACUGAAUUUGAUUGCAUACGCACACAUACAGUUAUAUUCACUGGAUGGGCUUUCAAGGCCAACUGCUUGGAGUAAUAAUGAAACAACUUGAAACAGGUCAUGAUGAAAAAUAGUUAAUUUCAAUUUUAAUAGUUUUUGAAAAAGUAACAGCUGCCCUUAUUUGUCUAUUUAAUUAUUUGGUUUUACCAAAUGUGACAUCUUCAGGAUGAGUACUUUAAUACAGUCUGAAUUACAUGAACAACGUUUCUUGAGUGGAUUUUCAGUAAUUACACCUGAAGGACUUUUUUUGUGCUUUCUUUCCCCUUCCAUUCCAUUUUUUGGUAGGUGAUGCUGAUAUUUAAACUGUAUCCUUUGCAUGGAUGUUUUCUUUCUGAUGCCUACCAAAUCUACAUGUUAUUAUGUAAAGGAUGUAAAUUCACCUUUAAAAUUUUGUAAUAUUUGAUUUUUCAGUUGGUAAAUUUCACAAUUUUAAAUAUUUGCUAACUACUGUAGUAUAAUUUAAAGUAUACAAAAUACAAUAAAAAACAAUGGGAUAGGACAAUGCCAAAUUUGGAUACAUUACUGUUUUUAAGGCCUCUGCCCGGGGCACAAGGUAGUGGUAGCUUAGUGGUUAA